CAAAAUUAGCAUAAUCAAACGAAACCCUAGCUUUUACAAUUGAUUGUAAUUCUGUUAAAAAAAUUGAUAAUUGUGAGCGGUAAUUGAGAGAUGGGAGGCGGAUUUCGAGUUCUCCAUCUGGUGAAGCCAUUCCUGUCAGUCUUGCCGGAAGUUCAGAAUGCGGAUCGGAAAAUUCCGUUCAGAGAAAAAGUGAUCUACACCGUGAUUUCUCUCUUCAUAUUUCUCGUGUGCAGUCAGCUGCCUCUGUAUGGGAUCCACUCGACGACUGGAGCCGAUCCAUUCUAUUGGAUGCGGGUUAUUCUCGCAUCGAAUCGGGGUACCGUUAUGGAACUUGGUAUUACCCCAAUUGUUACUUCUGGUUUGGUUAUUCAGCUUUUGGCUGGCUCCAAAAUUAUUGAGGUUGAUAAUAAUGUCCGCGAAGAUCGCGCCCUUCUCAAUGGAGCACAAAAGCUGCUGGGUAUAUUGAUUGCCAUUGGUGAGGCGGUUGCUUAUGUACUAUCUGGGAUGUACGGCAGUGUCGGCCAACUUGGUGCCGGGAAUGCUAUUCUUAUUAUCAUCCAACUAUGUUUUGCUGGAAUUAUUGUUAUUUGCCUGGAUGAGCUUCUCCAGAAAGGAUAUGGUCUUGGCUCUGGGAUUUCCCUUUUCAUAGCUACAAACAUAUGUGAAAAUAUUAUCUGGAAAGCAUUUAGCCCCACUACAAUCAACAGUGGUCGUGGAGCUGAAUUUGAAGGUGCUGUUAUUGCUCUGUUCCAUCUAUUAAUCACCAGAAGUGACAAAGUGCGUGCUCUUCGAGAGGCUUUCUAUCGGCAGAACCUUCCAAAUGUUACCAACUUACUUGCCACAGUCUUGAUCUUCCUCAUUGUAGUCUAUUUCCAAGGUUUCCGAGUGGUUUUGCCUGUUAGGGCUAAGAAUUCCCGGGGUCAACAAGGCUCCUACCCGAUUAAGCUUUUCUAUACUUCCAAUAUGCCUAUCAUAUUGCAGUCAGCACUUGUUUCCAAUCUCUAUUUCAUCUCACAGUUGCUGUACAGGAGAUACAGUGGAAACUUCAUUGUCAAUUUGCUGGGAAAAUGGAAGGAGUCCGAAUAUUCGGGUGGCCAAUAUAUUCCAGUUGGUGGUCUGGCUUACUAUGUCACACCUCCAUCAAGCUUGGCUGAUAUGGCUGCCAAUCCUUUCCAUGCUCUGUUUUACCUGGUGUUCAUGCUUUCAGCCUGCGCACUCUUCUCAAAAACAUGGAUUGAGGUUUCAGGAUCUUCUGCCAGAGAUGUGGCCAAGCAGCUCAAGGAACAACAAAUGGUGAUGCCAGGUCAUCGUGACUCGAAUCUACAGAAAGAACUGAACCGUUACAUACCGACAGCAGCUGCAUUUGGUGGAAUUUGCAUUGGUGCACUGACAGUACUAGCGGAUUUCAUGGGAGCAAUUGGCUCGGGAACAGGAAUACUGCUCGCUGUUACGAUCAUAUACCAAUAUUUUGAGACAUUUGAGAAGGAAAAAGCCAGUGAGCUCGGCUUCUUCGGCAUCUGAGUCUUGUAGCUUGUUUUAGGAAAACCUGUAGUGGUCCUUUUCGACUGCUAUGAAAGAAGACCUGAGGCAUCGCCUUGUUGGUAAGAUACCCGAUGGGUUCUUAUUUUUGUUUUUCCCCCUCAUAUGUAGACUUAAAUUAUUAGCAAGUACACUGAGGCAAGUUAAAUGACAAUUGUUGUUGUUACAAAUGUACUUUUCUUUCAGUUAAUAUUUUAGAAUUAUAAUAUAGAUACACUAUUGUCAUA
Mercurialis annua (annual mercury) is the source of this 1766-nucleotide messenger RNA. RefSeq lists its product as uncharacterized. Lineage: Eukaryota; Viridiplantae; Streptophyta; Magnoliopsida; Malpighiales; Euphorbiaceae. Bases 91 to 1521 code for a protein of 476 amino acids. Gene Ontology annotation, biological process: post-translational protein targeting to membrane, translocation; SRP-dependent cotranslational protein targeting to membrane, translocation. Gene Ontology annotation, cellular component: Sec61 translocon complex; membrane. The record is from RefSeq and is a predicted model, not a curated record. Gene Ontology annotation, molecular function: signal sequence receptor activity; transmembrane protein transporter activity; ribosome binding. The transcript has 6 exons.